This is a messenger RNA of Westerdykella ornata, 936 nucleotides long. RefSeq names its product NAD(P)-binding protein. The record is from RefSeq and is a predicted model, not a curated record. The coding region runs from base 92 to 838 and encodes 248 amino acids. NCBI's taxonomy places the organism in Eukaryota, Fungi, Ascomycota, Dothideomycetes, Pleosporales, Sporormiaceae. Gene Ontology annotation, molecular function: oxidoreductase activity. The transcript has 3 exons.
AUUUAGCAGGACGAUUGAUUGCGCGCCUGACUCAACUCGCUAUCGUGUUGAACUUCCAGUUACACAUCUCAACAGCGUAAUCAUUGAGAAAAUGGCCAACACCGUCGUUUUCAUCACUGGGGCAGGAAGAGGCCUUGGCAGAGCCCUCGUCGAAACCUAUCUGCAACGACCUAAUCAUACUGUCAUCGGAACCGUUCGGGACAGCACCUCUUCCGCCUACGAUGACCUUAAAAACUCUCCAACAGCGUCGGGUUCAAAGUUGAUCCUUCUCUCGCUGGAUUGCUCACGACUAGAGGACCCAGCAAAAGCCAUUGAAGCCGCGUCGAAUGCCGGGAUUUCGCACAUUGACCUCCUCAUCGCAAACGCCGCUAUUGCGUCGGCCGGAGAACCUCAAUCCCUUGCCCUGAAGGACGUCGUUGACGUUUUGAACGUCAAUGUCAUCUCUCCUAUCGCUCUCUUCCAGGCCGCCAAGCCUCUCCUCGACAAGUCUGCGAAGCCCAUCUGGAUAUCGGUGAGCAGCAUUGCUGGCUCGAUCGCAUCGAUAAAAGAACAGAAAUUUACCCAGUUCCUGCCAUAUUCCAUGUCCAAGACGGCAUUGAACAACUUCACUGUGACUCUGCAUGGCGCAGAACCUCAUCUUAUUGCCUACGCAAUUCAUCCUGGUUUUGUUCAAACGGACAUGGGAAAUGCGGGGGCGAAGAAAAUGGGAUUGGAAAAAGCUCCUAAUACUGUCGAAGAGAGUAUUGCGGCAAUCGUUGCUUCGGCUGAUAAGGCGACUCGAGAGGAGACUUCUGGGAAAUACUUGGACGUGAUAUCGGGUCAAGAGCUACCGUGGUAGAGGGGUAAGAUAUGCCAUUGAACGACAGAGGACCAACCCUUGGGAAGAGAUAGGUUCGCUGUAGGGUAGCAUUAGAUCCAUGGACUGUUCACGUGGGA